UGGUGGUUUCUUUUUUUCUCUUUCUUUUUUCCUUUUCCUUUUUUUUUUUUUUUUUCCCCUUCUAAUUCCUGAGGGGUGGUUGCUGCUGGUGCUACAUGACUUGCCAGCGCCGGAGCCUGCGGUCCAACUGCGCUGCUGCCGGAGCGCUCAGUGCCGCCGCCGCCGCCCGCGCCGCCCGCGCCCCGCUCGACACCCACCGGUCGCCGCCGCCCGCCGCGCCGCUGCCCCGCACCCGCGCCGCCGCCGCCGCCGCCGCUGCCGCUGCCCCUCGACGCCUGGGUGAUGCUGGACAUGGGAGAUAGGAAAGAGGUGAAAAUGAUCCCCAAGUCCUCGUUCAGCAUCAACAGCCUGGUGCCGGAGGCCGUCCAGAACGACAACCACCACGCGAGCCACGGCCACCACAACAGCCACCACCCGCAGCACCACCACCACCACCACCACCAUCACCACCACCCGCCGCCGCCGGCGCCGCAACCGCCGCCGCAGCAGCAGCCGCCGCCACCGCCGCCGCCGCCGCCCCAGGCCCCGCAGCCCCCCCAGGCGCGGGGCGCCCCGGGACCCGACGACGACAAGGGCCCCCAGUCGCUGCUGCUGCCGCCGCCGCCGCCGCCACCCUCGGCCGCCGCCCUGGACGGGGCCAAAGCGGACGGCCUGGGCGGCAAGGGCGAGCCGGGCGGCGGCGGCUCUGGGGAGCUGGCGCCCGUCGGGCCGGACGAGAAGGAGAAGGGCGCGGGCGCCGGGGGGGAGGAGAAGAAGGGGGCGGGCGAGGGCGGCAAGGACGGGGAGGGGGGCAAGGAGGGCGAGAAGAAGAACGGCAAGUACGAGAAGCCGCCCUUCAGCUACAACGCGCUCAUCAUGAUGGCCAUCCGGCAGAGCCCCGAGAAGCGGCUCACGCUCAACGGCAUCUACGAGUUCAUCAUGAAGAACUUCCCCUACUACCGGGAGAACAAGCAGGGCUGGCAGAACUCCAUCCGCCACAACCUGUCGCUCAACAAGUGCUUCGUGAAGGUGCCGCGCCACUACGACGACCCGGGCAAGGGCAACUACUGGAUGCUGGACCCGUCGAGCGACGACGUGUUCAUCGGCGGCACCACGGGCAAGCUGCGCCGCCGCUCCACCACGUCGCGGGCCAAGCUGGCCUUCAAGCGCGGGGCGCGCCUCACCUCCACCGGCCUCACCUUCAUGGACCGCGCCGGCUCCCUCUACUGGCCCAUGUCGCCCUUCCUGUCCCUGCACCACCCCCGCGCCAGCAGCACUUUGAGCUACAACGGCACCGCGUCGGCCUACCCGAGCCACCCGAUGCCCUACAGCUCCGUGUUGACGCAGAACUCGCUGGGCAACAACCACUCCUUCUCCACGGCCAACGGGCUGAGCGUGGACCGGCUGGUCAACGGGGAGAUCCCGUACGCCACGCACCACCUGACGGCCGCCGCGCUCGCCGCCUCGGUGCCCUGCGGGCUGUCGGUGCCCUGCUCCGGGACCUACUCCCUCAACCCCUGCUCGGUCAACCUGCUCGCGGGCCAGACCAGUUACUUUUUCCCCCACGUCCCGCACCCGUCCAUGACCUCGCAGAGCAGCACGUCCAUGGGCGCCCGGGCCGCGUCCUCGUCCACGUCGCCGCAGGCGCCCUCCACCCUGCCCUGCGAGUCCCUAAGACCCUCGCUGCCGAGCUUCACGACGGGACUGUCCGGGGGACUGUCCGAUUAUUUCACACAUCAGAACCAGGGGUCUUCCUCCAACCCUUUAAUACAUUAACGUCCCCGGGACCAGACUGUAAGUGAACGUUUUACACACAUUUGCAUUGUAAAUGAUAAUUAAAAGAAAAAAUAAGUCCAGGUAUUUUUUAUUAAGCGACCCCUUCCCCUCCAACCCCCUCCCCCC
Molecule: messenger RNA, 1881 nt
Organism: Myotis myotis
Lineage: Eukaryota; Metazoa; Chordata; Mammalia; Chiroptera; Vespertilionidae
Gene: FOXG1
Product: forkhead box G1
Exons: 1
Coding region: 283-1755 (490 amino acids)
Biological process (GO): regulation of transcription by RNA polymerase II
Cellular component (GO): nucleus
Molecular function (GO): DNA-binding transcription factor activity; sequence-specific double-stranded DNA binding
Source: RefSeq, a predicted model, not a curated record